UCUAUGAUCCAAGAAAGUACAAGGAGAAGAAAAGCUGAUUAAUUCGAUUAAACGAUUAAAAGACUUAGCGCCCUGCACAAGCAAUCCUUGGAUUCGACCUCGACGUUGUCAACGACGCCUGUCCUCAUCUAAGCGCUCGUCCAACCGAGAGUACUGCGUCUUCAAUGCGGUAUGCGAACAGUCCUUUCGCGGCCCUUCGCGCCCCUUGAAGGAUAAAGAGAAAAGAGGAGAGAUGACGAGGGAGCCAUGAGCACCGCGGACACCGCGCUGUCAAUCUCGAUCAAGAUGGCCCCAGGGCCGGAACAUCGUCAGGAACCGGUAGCUCCUGACAAGAUCGCUGAAAGCGACCGUGCCGCCGACGCCGCCGCCGCCGCCGCUGCUGCCGCCGAUGUAGUUAUCGAUAUAGAGAACGUCAACGCCGUAUCGACGUCCGGUAGCAGCAACAGCAACAAUAAUAACGACGACGACGUCGCCGUAGCCGCCGUCGCCGUCGCCGUCAUCGCCGCGGAGCAAAGUUCGAACAUCGAGAUUGCUCCGGCUAAUUUUGCCGCUGGCGCCGCCGAUUCGAUCAGCCAAAGCUCACCGCUGAACAGCGGCGCCGACAGCAAACAGGAAGAACCAGCAACCCUAUCUAUGCUAAAUGAUAACGAGUUACGUGCUUUACUGGACGAAGCUAUAACGUACAAGUGUCCAAAAGAUCGGGAAGGAAAGUCUACUCUUUUUAAAGAACUUUUGCAAGAAGCAGAAGCGGACGAGACUGAAGAAGGCCGUAGAGUGAUAUCUAAUUCACGCUGUCUUCCGGGCUCAAAUCGUAGAAGACAUAAACGGGAAUCUGUGUCCGAACGUUUGACACAUGGCGGAUCAUUGCAAAAUUUAGCGCAACCUUUAGCUUCGGAAUUUGACAGUAGUUUUGCUUAUCUAGCAUCCAGUUCGUGUCAUACUUACGGAAGCAACAGGAGAAAGAACAAAAAGUAUACAGGACCUAGUGUCUCUGCCAGACAGAGAGAAGGUGGAUCGUUACCGUCGAAUGUGAAUGCAUCGCAUAACCUAGCUUCUUUGGCUAAUUUGGAUCUAAUAUUUGAUAAAAAGAAGAGCUUCUGUGAGGAACGGUCAGCUUAUGACUGGACCAAUAAGGAAAAAUCCAAGUCUUUAGAUAAACCAUCGUAUACCAGUACAAAGAAAGAGGAAAAAGAGAAAGAAAAGAAGGAACUGAAAAGAGACACUGCUAAUAGUUCAGUUGAGGCAGAGUCCGAAACACGAGAGAAACGAGUUAGCAAAGGAAAAUACGGAACAAAUGAGAUGCUGGAGUCGGAUAAUCCACCCCCUGAAUAUAAAUCGGAUUACAUGGUCAUUGACUUGGGCGAUGUUGAGGUAGGUGCUAUUAGUGAAAGAAGUGUGGGAUCUACGGCAAGUGGGAUUCAGAGGCCUCGCUCGUUAGACACUGAAAAUGACGAAGGGACCGAAUUGAAAAUAAUCGAACCGCGCAAACCGAUCCAUUAUGUCACACGGGCAACUUUCGAUAUAGCACAGACACCUGUGGACACUACUAUAGAGUUUCCUAUACGUGAUCAUAAGCAAGAGAAAUCAAAAAUGUCUGUUAAUGGUACAGAAGUGACUGGGGCGUUGUUUCAACCGCACAACAGUGUAAAAUGUGGUAUAGGUGGGGCUUCAAACGGUUCCAGUACUAGCCAAAGUAAAAUCGUACCCAGUUUAUGCUCCGUGAUGCCGGCGUCUUGGCAAACGCAGAAUAUAACAAUGGAAGGUCCAAGGUAUACAACGCAGCACAUCACGAUGAAGGAUCCAUCCGUGUCGGGAGAAAAGAAAUCGUUGGAUGAAAAUGGCAACGCUGUACAGACUUACAACGGUGAACGGAAGAAGCCCAGGAGGAAACAUACUCAGGAACACAAUGUCAAAGUUUAUAAUGCCGAAAACGUCGAAGGCCAUCGUAACGAGGAUAUCGACAGUCUAAUUAACUUCAUCGAGAACAAAGAAUCCAAGAGCAAAAAGGGAAAGACCGGUAAUCCCGUUAGAGUGAAAACCAGCUCUGGGACAAAACCGAGAACUAGAGAGAAGGAUACAAAGAGGGAACAAUUGCCUUCCAAGUUAAAGAAGUCUAAUUCCUUAGAAGAAAUCUCGAAGACAAAAUUGGAGGAUCUCACGACGGAGAAGAGUCCCAGCUCCAGUGGUGCCAGCAGCGUAUCCAGUCAACACGGAGUAAAUAUAGCAUUACGACGUCCAAAACAAAGAAGCACCGGAGAUGCGACAGUUGAUAGUCGAGGCGACAGACGAUCCUGGGGGACAGAGGAAGGUCAAUCGAUAUAUUGCAACGAUACGGGGGAGGAUUACACGAGUCGCCGUAAUUCCAAUAAAAAGAUUAAUCCGGAACCGGAACACGAGACAGAGUUUCUGGUAGUUACGAAAAAGAAAAAGGCCAAAAAACAGAGAAGAAGCUCCAGCGGUAGUAGAGCGCCAAACCUAACAACAUCGGGAUCGUACCUCCAAAAUUCCCGAGGAUUCUCUAACGACUACAGAACGCCUCUCUCUCCUGAACUCCGAAGAAAAUCGGCUAGCAGUAUGCCUCCGAGCGACAAGUCGGCGGAUAGUAGCGACUUAGAUUCGGUCCAUUCAUUACCAGUUACAUCAAAUACCUCGAAGCACAAUUUGUCCAAAAUCGCAGCAUCGUCGGGCGGCACUCCGCAAGCGAGUUACGCGGAUAUAACGCGCAUGGCUAUAUCCAAUAUCAACAUGUCGACUAAUCUGACUAUGUCCGCUAUGCUAAACACGUCGUCGUGGCCCAGUGUUCCGCCUAAGACUUUUUCGGAACCAGAUAAAGUGCCUCAAGAUUAUUAUCCGAGUUUAGACGAAUUGCAGCACCCGGACAGGAAAGCGAGACAGCAACAGACACAAUCGAACCACGCAGCAACAAGUUUGAGUCUGGCUUUCGAAAAGCCGCUUUCGCCGACUUUGGCGAAAAUGAAAAGUUCGUCGGAUAGGAAGAAAGCUGAGGCUCAGGAAGAGGCCAUCAAUAAGAACAUCCAAGUCUUCAAAUACGUGCAAGACAUCGAGAAAAUGCAUGAAAGCCUAACACAAGCAUCCGACCACAAGGAACAAAAAAACAUGACUCCUAGCAAUUACAGUCCGAAUUCGAACGAGACUAUUGCGACAAACGCUGUAACACCAAGAUAUAAUAAUAACAAUAGUACAACGAUGAAUUAUAAUCCAAUCGACACUGAUAACAAUCCUAAUUGCACCGUCAACAAUAAAGAUUGUGUUACACUUCCAAGAGCCAAUAAUUCUCGCUCUCGUAGGAAUUACGUACACAGUAAUCAAAAUAUACAAACUCAGGGAUCACACGAGGAACAGCACAUGAAAAAGCCUGCGUCUUCUUAUCACGAGGAGGUGAUUAAGAAAUCGCAUAAUAUCGACACUCCUCCGCAGUCCGAAAGUAGGGCUAAUCCAACGAUCGUAUCGCAUGAUUGCGCGGACGCGCAAAAGUCGAAGACUGCGAAACCCAUGCAGGAUUCGCAGAGCGGCGAGCCCGAAUGUAGCAAUAACAAGACUACCGGCGGUGAAUCGAGGACAGCGAGGGUUACGAAAGAGUAUCAAAAUACCGCGAUGAAGCACGACGCGGUCAAAGUGGUAGUCUCUCAGUCGCAGAACUCGAAGCAAGACAAUCAACAGCGCGACGAGACGGAGAGCAAGAAGACGAAGUCACCGAACGCGCAGUCCGAGAAGGAUCACCCGCAGAGAUCGUCCGUGGAGACGCAGCAGAUGAAGAGUUCGACUCCUAGACCGGCGGUGAUCCUCUUAGACGAGACGUCCUCGGACAUCGCGAAGAACAACAAUCUACCGACGGAGCUCACGUUCGGUUUCGAGAUAAACGAACUGUUGCUCUCGGAAGAUAACGGCAACGAGGAAACCCCGACGGUCGCGGCGAAUCCUGUCUUUUCCCCGACCGUACCGCCGCUCAUCAACAAGCCACCGCCCAACAAUUUCGGGAGGAAUCCACCGUUGUUCGCCGAGAAACCUGUGAGAUACGACAAGUUCUCGAAUUAUCAUAUGCAACAGCCGAACGCUCACGUGACGCCUAUGCAUCCAGUCAUGGUUCAACCGUUACCGUACAUGGGCUAUCCUACCAGAUUCGCGCCGCCUACAUAUCUGCCACCGCCGCCUCCACCGCCACCCGGAAUCAUAGAGAAAUUUCAUCCGCCUAAGGAAGACUUCUCUAUGCUUUACGUAGCGCCCGAGGAAGAGUUGAACGUGCAGACCUACAAUCACGAUAAGAUCGUGUCGUUUGUUGGCUUAGCAUGGGACGCUGUCAUGAAAGAAAUGCCAGUGCCCGGUCGUAUACAGUUCUACAGCGGACAGUGAAGUGAAAAAGUUUUUCAUCGUGUCGAAGGAAAUGGACAAUUUAUGUAGUGGUCAAUCACUUCCAUUACAAAUAGCUCGAUGAGUCUCGAUCACGUUGGAGACUCAAGUACUUGUAUGUGUUGCGUGCACGGUUGCUCUUCUCGAGACGUAAAGUUCGUUCGGACAAUUCUGUCCGUCUUACUUUGAGAGUCAAACGCGCAAGAUCGAUGGAGCCGAAUGGUGCAAAGUGUGCCUCAAGAGAUAAUAAUAGCAAUGUACAUAUAACCAAGUUGACAGGAGACUGUAGAAGAAGGAUAAAGUAUAUAUUCCAGCAAUGUACAUUGUACUUGCAUAAAUUUCCAACGAUUGUGACAGUGUCGCAGAACUUCAGUAUUGACAAUUAGGAACUUUCGGUCGAAAAAUAUCUCUUUGCUGAAAGAGGGAGAGGGGGGGAGAGAGAGAGAGAGAGAAAGAGAAAGAGAGAGAGAGAGAGAUGUAUCCUGUUUCUUUGAAUAAAGGGAACUUCCAGCGUACAAGUCACGCGUGUAUAUACAUUAGACAUCUCUAUAAAUUUUUAAAGAUUGUCUUGAUUUAUAUGGGUGUACGAUAUUAAGAAGUGCUUAAAGGAUAAUGCUACAAAGACUUGUAAUAACCAGAUCUACCAUAAAGCGAGUCUUGAGUGGAAAAAGUCCAACAGCAGUAUCUCCUGGUGCCUUUGGAGCUGCGAAUCUUUAGGCGAAUCAAUGGGGAAAUUAUCUAAGAAGCCUGCACUAAUCACAUCGAGAAAUCUAUGAGAAGCACUGUAAAACAUCUGUAAGUAGUUUUGAGCUCGUGAUGAAACGAUUUAAGAUGGAACGAUCUUGCAUUCUUAAAUCGAUCAUCAUGGAAGAUCAACGGUGAUUGGUGAGUCGAAAUACGAUGAUGGUUAAAAUGUAUGCACAGUUAACGUACUUUACUCGAUAAAUGCAAAUUUAAGAUGUGCGGACUGUAAAUCAGAAAAAUGUAAAUGCGUGGUUGUGUAAUAUAUUGAGAGAUAGUUUGGUUGACUUAGAACUCAGAGUGGCUACUUCUUCCAAUCGUGGAGCACAUUCGAUAAUUUAAAAUAGUAAGGGGGAAAAAAAAAGGUCACUACCUGGGUUUCGAAGAUGUCAAAGCAAGCUCAAAGUCUGGUCAUAUGUCUGUGAAGAUAGAAUGCUGAAUAUUCGAAAAAAACAUUAAAUUUUUACACAGACUUGCUUAUUUAAUAAAAAAAAAAAAAA
Molecule: messenger RNA, 5609 nt
Organism: Cyphomyrmex costatus
Lineage: Eukaryota; Metazoa; Arthropoda; Insecta; Hymenoptera; Formicidae
Gene: tyf
Product: twenty-four
Exons: 9
Coding region: 247-4371 (1374 amino acids)
Source: RefSeq, a predicted model, not a curated record